CGUUUCCAGAGUUUACGAAGCUUGCGUACGCGACUUUUCAACGUUACGUCCAGUUUAUAGUAGCGAGGGUUUUCCGCGUAUCAGCUCUCCCAGCAAAUGUAUACCGUAGCAGGCCCUGUUUAUUUGUAAAUACCGAGCCUCUUACUUUCAGCCGAAUUCUCGAAUCCGUAUAUAGAGCCGUGCUUGCGGCUUACUCAUAGAUAUACGAGUAUAAUACUUGUCACUUCUCGUCGUGCUUUUCUAUUAUACGCGAUGAAAAGCAGAGAUACAGCGAUCUGAGAUCGAUCAUCGAAUCCGCUCUCUUCGAUGCGAUGUGCCGCUUCCGGCCGCUAAUUAUGUAAGAGAACAAAGUUGUUGUAAUUUAAGCACUAUGCUGAGAAUACAGAAUACAGAAUAAUUCCAAGCGUCAUCUGCUCUCGACUCGUGCUUUCAUCUUUAUCGCGUCUCCUGCGCCCCCCCCCCCCCGCCGUCUCCGGCCUUACCGUGCACCGAUACGCGGAGGCUCAGCUUCGGAGCCCCCAAGCUCGCUGCAUUACCGACUCUGCUCGCCGGGUAAGGAGGCGCGUACGUCUGUAACCCGAGGAAUUCGUCGCGUUUUCGAGAAUCGCACCGCCUGGCCAGAGCCGCGAAAGUCUGUAACGCGCUUCUCUCGCAAGCCUCUCGACGCAGUGCUCAUCUCGCGGCGCAGCGCGCAGGACCGGCGCCUAUUGAUUUUUGCGCGCGCGACUCGACUCGCCGUGCGCCAGUGCAGUGCCAGGACUGCGGCGUGACGACGUCGGCCUCGUGGCCCCGGAGCAGGUGAGUUUGCCUCUCGUGUUUACACACAACAGUCCCGCAAUUCCCGGAAGCCCGAAGAGCGUCGCGCGGCGCGCAAUAAAUAGCGGGUCAGUGUCGCGCUCGCCAUGAGCGGAUCGAGCUCAGCCGUCGCAGAAUGGAGCAGCUGGGCAAGAAAGCGACCUGGACCCGACGGCUGGGCCUCAUCCUCUGCCUCGCUCUGCUGCUGGGCCUCCUCGUCUUCGAGAGCUCGUGCGGCCUGCUGCAGCGCCAGCCGCGCCGGAGCAGGCCCGGCCGGGCCCCACAGCCGCCGCCGGAGGAGUCCAGGGUCCAGGAGAUCUCGCUGCUGGUGCAGGAGGGCCCCGACAGCUCGGGCGUGAGCAAGGUCCAGCUGGUGCCGCUCUGGCCCAACAACGACACCUACAAGGAGGCCGCCGAGGGCCCGGUGAAGUACAAGGUGCUGCGCCAGCGGGGCCUGAUAGCCAGCAGGCAGCUGCCGAGCGCCCUGAUAAUCGGCGUGAAGAAGGGCGGCACCAGGGCCCUCCUCGAGUUCAUGCGGCUGCACCCGGACAUCCGCGCCGCCGGCUCCGAGGUCCACUUCUUCGACCACCACUACUCCAAGGGCUUUCACUGGUACAGGCACCGGAUGCCGGCGACGCUCGAGGGCCAGAUCACGAUGGAGAAGACGCCGUCGUACUUUGUGACGGCGGAGGCGCCCCGGAGGGUGCAGCUGAUGGAGCCCGGCACGAAGCUGAUCGUGGUGGUGCGGGACCCGGUGACCAGGGCCAUCUCCGACUACACGCAGGUGAAGAGCAAGCGGUUGGGCAUGCCGCGCUUCGAGGAGCUGGCCUUCCUCAACGGCUCGAGCGUCGUCGACACGAGCUGGGCCCCGCUGCGCAUCGGCGUCUACGCGAAGCACCUCGAGCGCUGGCUCAACUACUUCCCCCUCUCGCAGCUGCUCUUCGUCUCGGGCGAGCGGCUGAUCGCCGACCCGGCCCUCGAGAUCCGCCGGGUCCAGGACUUUCUCGGCCUGAAAAGACUCAUUUCCGAGAAGCACUUUUACUUCAACGCCACCAAGGGCUUUCCCUGCCUCCUCAAGUCCGAGGAGCGCGCCACGCCGCAUUGCCUAGGCAAGAACAAGGGCAGGAGCCACCCCUUCAUCGAGCCGACCGCCAUCCAGCGCCUUAGAGACUUUUACCGGCCGUUCAACCGACGCUUCUACCAGCUCACGGGCAUAGACUUUGGCUGGCCGUGAGACGUCCUCGCACGCGUCCACCCGCACAACGAACGCUCGAAUCAGAGCGCGCGCUAUUUAUUAACUAACGAUAAACAUACGCGAAUAGUCAAUUGCGCUCCGAGCAUUGCAAAUUAGGAAAAGUAUUUCGGUGCCUGUACGCGCGGUAAACCUGUCCUUCCAGAGAUCUGUGUUGUGCGCGCUAUUUUAGACAUAUCGUAGAGAGAGAGAGAGAGAGAGAGAGAGAGUGCGGUCGGGAGCCCUUUUGGCCCCGGCCCUCGUCGAGGCGCGAGCAUUUUAUACGAGAUCUAGUACUUUUUGCCGUUGUUGCACACGCUGUUGUUACUCGCGCACUGCCGACGCGAGCGGUUUGCCGAAACGAGUAGCGAAUAUUUGAGGUAUUGCAUUGCAUAUCGGACGAUACGACGAGGUCACGUCAUACUUUCAAUCCAAGGUUUUGCGUUUCGUUUCGGCGACGAGCUGCGAAUCGUUAUAAUAACUCGCCGAUAGGCAAAUUCGUUCUCUAAUCGUGCUGCACUUGUACAUUCUAAUUUAGGCUAGAGAGAUGUUGUACUCACGCACGAAACUACUGUCACACUGUACUUGCUACUUCUACUACUACUACUACUACUACUACUACUACUAUUGUUACUUCGAUGUAUAGACCAAAGAGAUUGCUCUUAAUAAACUCGAUUUGCAUCGGA
Nasonia vitripennis (jewel wasp) is the source of this 2712-nucleotide messenger RNA. RefSeq names its product heparan sulfate glucosamine 3-O-sulfotransferase 6 (gene Hs3st-B). The transcript is spliced from 4 exons. The record is from RefSeq and is a predicted model, not a curated record. Lineage: Eukaryota; Metazoa; Arthropoda; Insecta; Hymenoptera; Pteromalidae. The coding region runs from base 932 to 2029 and encodes 365 amino acids. Gene Ontology annotation, molecular function: [heparan sulfate]-glucosamine 3-sulfotransferase activity.